CCGCCUAGCUUGUGGCGUCGGUACCUACGCCGUGCUAUCUGAGUCUCAGUCUGCCGUCGUCGUGCGUUAUCUUGCUCCUUGUACCUCGCUGCAUGGGCGAUAACCCAAUAACGACCCCCGGCCCUCGUCUCCAUUCUGCAUCACUGCGCUGCAGCCUCUUGAAAGCCUCCCACGCAAACGCCCCGCAAACCCAGCGUCCAUCAGGGUUGGCUGCUUCGAGUCAUACUUGUCGUCGUCUUGCGUCUUCGCCAGGCGACAGCGCUCCAUCUCCAUCCAGACGAGACGAAGCUACCGCUUGCCAGUGCGCCGUAGCACGGCUGUCUUUCAAGGUACCCUACGACAUAUAUACACUCUUCACCUUAUCGGACACCUGCCGUUUACCUCAUACCAUCGACGACUUUCCAUUCUGGGUCUUCGAUUCCCGCUACACCGACUUCCCAUCUUGUUUCAUCUCCCCUGGCCCGUUCGCCUUAAUAGCCCUGUCUCGUCGCGUCUCAUCCAAUCUCGCCCUUCUACUCCAUCCUUUACACUCUUUCUGCCCGUCUGGAGCUUCUUCCAUCUAGGACUACAUGACAGCUUCGUUCGACGGCACACACCCUCGAAGCUUGUAAGCCCCCGGGCUGUGACCGACCUCGCUCUCUUCCUGCCAUCGACAACGUAACACAGGAAGCAAUGGCGAGCCGAC
Messenger RNA from Trichoderma harzianum CBS 226.95, 685 nucleotides. RefSeq lists its product as hypothetical. The transcript is spliced from 3 exons. The record is from RefSeq and is a predicted model, not a curated record. The coding region runs from base 93 to 563 and encodes 156 amino acids. Lineage: Eukaryota; Fungi; Ascomycota; Sordariomycetes; Hypocreales; Hypocreaceae.